Trichoplusia ni (cabbage looper) is the source of this 3309-nucleotide messenger RNA. RefSeq lists its product as uncharacterized. The transcript has 8 exons. Lineage: Eukaryota; Metazoa; Arthropoda; Insecta; Lepidoptera; Noctuidae. The record is from RefSeq and is a predicted model, not a curated record. Bases 2042 to 3076 code for a protein of 344 amino acids.
UCGCGAAACUAGUCGGGCUACCCCGAUAAAUACGCGUGAGUAAACCGUUACAUCAUUUAAUAAUAAAAUAAACGUACUUUGUAUUAAACUAGUCGAUGAUUCACAAUGUUUUAUAAAACUAUUAUUAUUGAUUGUUAAUUUAUGUCCCUACUACCUGAAAGGCACAUCGAUAUAACACGAGAUUACACGCACUAAGUGCUUAUUAAAAGAUGUAAUUUAUGUAUUGAUUUUGUAUCUGUUUAGUUGUAUGGUAUUGCUACCUUAAAGUUUAUAUAAGUUUGAUAUGUUUAUCGUAUGUUUUUUUUUAACUGUUUAGAAUAUUAUUUUACCAGGGAUCGUUAAGUAAUUUUGUGAGUGUUUAGCAAAGAUUCGAUUGUUAAUGAUUGUGUGAGGAUGAGUAUUUGCUUAACAAGCAAUGGUUUGGGGAAGUGUUUCAUCAGAUAUUGUUUCAAGUAGGUACAUCAUAAGGUAAACAUUAUUACUGUCAGGUUUUUUUAUAUUUAAAAUCAACCCUGUUGUUCUAUAUCGCGCGAACGAUUUUCAACCUUAAGGUUCUUUUGGAAGUACAAAGUGAGAUUUUUCAACGCUGAUGAUUAAAUGUAACACAAACUUAACUAUCAACACCUUUACUUAUGUUAUGCAUUUCUUAAUCGUACUUAUUUGUAACAUUUGAAAAACGGCCUUAUAGUCAAAGGAAUAUAAUUCAAGAUUGUGUAAAUCUGGAUUUGAAUCAGAUUUUCUCCUCGGUAUGCUAUUGUUUCGUAUCUUAUAAGUUUUAUAUGACAGGUUGUCUCCUAGAGAUUUCUGUGUAGUACGUAUGUGACAUGUUAAAUCCUAAAUGGUUAAGCAGUAGUGUGUAAGUAGACAAUUUUGUAUAUAUUUACGUAGACGUGUAUUUUCGACACUCACUUUAAUAAUAUCAAGUACUGAUGUUACAUGUUAGUGAUUCUCAUGUAGAGCGCACCUUAAUACAAUAGAAAGAGAUAGAAAUAAUUGUUGUAUAUGUGCGUUCUCUUUUUGCCGCUUAUUCAAAAACCACUGUCUUCGAAUCUGGACGAAGUAAAACUGUUUUCAUUUCAAAUGAAACUCAAUAAUAGUUGAUAUAAAGUUUAAAAUUGCAAAAUGUUGUUGAGUUCCGUAUCAAUCAUUUGGAAUCUUUUUUUUUUGUUUAGAAAUAAGGAUAAUUUAAGAAGAUCACAAUGUUUUUAGCUCUGCGCUCUUUGGUCCACGACCAUGUGUCGCUUUGUUAGAGACAGUGUUUUUAUGUGUUGAAAUAAACAUUAGAAACGGAAGCUUACUGUGAAUAUACACUAGGUACAAAGAAUUAGCCAAAUUAAUAUAACCCAAAUAUACACAAUUGUAUAUAAAAGUAUUUCGUUUUAUUUAACCCUUUAAACUGCAAUUUAUUUGCCUAUAUUAACAAAAAGAGUCAAAUAAGUCCGUCGAAUACAUUUCUUGUGAAUAUUAGAUUUGUUUAUUUUUUUUACAAAUAAAUUUUUGCGAAGAUUUAGUGGACCAAAUAUGGUGAAAUGUGUGGAAGGGUUAGUAACGUACGUACGAGAAUAAGUACUGCAUGGUUUUGUGUUCAUGUUUCACUUAUGACAGCGAGUGUUCUAAUGCUGCCAUCAAAGCAGCUAAUCUCGUACAUCCCUACAGCAAAAAGCAUUUUACAGAAGUUCUGCAAAAAACCGGUCAAGGGCGAGUCAGGGCUCGUACAUCUCUAUGGAGUCCACAGAGUCGAUUGAAGAAAAAAAAUCUCAGAAUAGGCCGUAUUUGCCGGCCCUUGCUUAUCCUAGAUUUUUAUGACUAGGUUAUUAAAGCAGCUAUCACGGGAUAUGAGACAAACAGUAUACAAAACUACAAUCGACAGUUACAAAAUAGUUUCACAUGCAGAAUGAACCCUUAUUGCACGAAACUCAGGCACCGCGACUUCUUUAAGCACAAGCCAUAUCCUAGAAAAAACUAUUAUCUAUCAAAGUGACGCAGGCUAAUCUAGCACAAUUUUACAAUGAGGCUGUAUUUUUAUGUAGUUUAAUCCCCGAUGGAACAGAAUGUGGUGGAUUGUGAGCUCGCGGAGCGGGACCCGGGGCUGUGCGUGUGCAAGGGCGGGCCCACGCUGGAGAUACUCAAGGACAUACAGAGGCUGUACGAGGAGAGGCUGGAGCUCAUCGACAGGGCCGGCGGCUCCUGCAAGCUGAAGCUGCAGGUGGACGUGCUGCGGUCGUGGGUGGGCGACCUGGUGGGGCAGAACACGCUGCUGGCGCGCGCCGUGGAGGAGCUGGAGAACGAGGCCACCACCAAGCUCAUCAUAGAACGCCGGAGGAAUACUGAGAGGGGCCCAAAGCAAAUAUGUGGCAAAGUGAACGAGCUGAGGAUAAUGAACGAGUCUCUACAAAAGGAGAAUUUAGCUAAGGACAGGGAGAUAAGACAGUUGAACAAGGACGCGCAGACAUACGAGCAGACGAUAAUGAACCUGAGAAAGGAGAUGUCGCUUUGCAAGUUUCAUACGCCCGAGGUGUGUAAGAAGGACGCCGAGGUGAUGGCGGGGAUGUGUUGCACCGGGACCGAGUGCGGCGAACUGGUGCCCGUGAAGGACUUUACCGAGUUGUUGAAGGACGAGACUAUGAAGUACCAGGAGCGCAUCCAGAAGAUGGAGGCUAGUCUAAAGUCGAGCAGCGACAGCAUCCGCGCGCUGCGCAAGGUGAACGUGAGCCUGUCGGAGGAGAUGCACGCGAUGCGGCGCGUGUGCGCGGCGCUGGACGAGCAGUGCCACGCCGCCACGCUGCGCGCGCACUUCAAGGGGGACAUCAUCAAGGAGAUGUGUCGCCAGCUCAAGCAGGCCAAGGCCAAGCUGAAAGACUCGUCGGAGCUGGUCAGUCCGAAGUCGAAGGACUACGUGAGCGGCGACGCGGAGUGCCCUCACGGCUCGUCCGUGUCGUACGACUCGGUGACGAUCGCGUGCGUGCGCGCGCAGCCCCGCCGCAAGCGCCACGUGCCGCCGCGCGAGCCCGCGCUGCUGCCCGCGGACCUGCGCGCUCAGCCCGGCCUGCACGACGACUCGCUCAACCUUGAUUGAUGCUUUUCAUAUACUUUUAUGUUACUACAUGGUUUAGUUUUAGAUAUGCUUCUUAAUGUUAAAAUUCUUUCAUUUUGCUCUCCCAACCUAUAGAGUUGAACCACAUGGUCACAUGUCCUAUAGCUACACGUGAGCCAUAAAUAUCUAGUGAUAAUGAUCUUAAAGUAAUGAAAUGAGAAGUACCUACGCCACAAUAAUUUCAACUCUACAUAUGUUUAAAUUAAAUUCCUUAU